Molecule: messenger RNA, 1949 nt
Organism: Coniophora puteana RWD-64-598 SS2
Lineage: Eukaryota; Fungi; Basidiomycota; Agaricomycetes; Boletales; Coniophoraceae
Exons: 5
Coding region: 150-1949 (599 amino acids)
Source: RefSeq, a predicted model, not a curated record
GGUCUGUCGUUAUCGUUUCCCCGGCCAGCGAACAUGAUUAUGAUCUGGCAUCCCAGUAUCAGAAUGAGUCUACUUAAGCAUUUACUCACCGACAACUCAACCCUCUUCCCUCGAUUGUUAAUGGGUGCUUUGCUCUGCUAGUGAGCGGCAUGAGCUCUGUUUCCCCUGCACCCUGCAGCUCGUCUUGCGCUCCAGCGCCGUCUAGCUCAGCUUGGGCUCCGGCACCUUCCAGCUCGUCAUGGGCACCGGCACCCUCUAGUAGCUCGUCUUGGGGUCCAGCGGCGGCCAUCGACAGCCCCUCUUGGGCUUCAUCGUCCUCUUGCACAGACAAUGCUGCAGCCCCUGCCUCUGCCACUUCGCCCACCUCAGACACAGUCUCUUCCGGUUCCUCAUAUACGCAGACUCAGACAGAUACCUGGACAGAGAACCAUGGAACUACAGGGCCUAAUGCAUCUACAAGUUCAAGUUCCUCUGCCACCCUAUCCACCUUUAUAACCUCUGGAGUAACCCCUUCAGGUACCGGCUCUCAGACCACCGCAGCACAGGGUCCUACAACUUCACCUUCUUCUCCUAGUAGCAGCCCCGACUGGUCCUCCCCUACCUCCACCGACUCGGCUUACACUCCAUCUUCCACGGCGGACGGCUACACGCCCUCUUCCUCUGAUCCCUCACCUUCUCCGACUGCGGAUCCUAGUGUUUCCGUCUUUUCCACGUUCACGACCGUUACCACAGCUCCGCCCUCGGAUUCGUGGUCUGACUCGGUCACCAACACCGAUCCUUCCCCCACCUCGGCGACCGGGAGCACUGAUGAUGGUUCUGCUUCAAGCACAAGCCCUGCACCUGUCAAUGGUACUGUACAGCCCCAGCCCCAGUCAACCUACCCAACUGCAGUUUCCUAUACCACCACGAACGCACAGGGUCAGACAACGAUCACUGUACCAUCCGUCAUCGCAGUCACUGGCACGACCACCGAAAACGGUAUCCCUAUCACCUACACAUCCGAGGUUGCUAACCCCGGCUUUCAGCAACUUUCCACGAGCAACUCCUUCUUCAAUAACCGUGGGGCUGUUGCUGGAGUCUUUGUCGUCGUGGGCUUGCUUUUCGCGAGCAUCUUGGUCUGCAUCUGGCUCAGCGUUGGCCGUCGCCGCCGGCAGCUUCAGCAGCAAACGCGCCGGAACAUCUCUUGGCCCGAGCCCGAUCGCAAGGAUGGCCCCUUCGAGUCACCAAUGAGUCCACUGGAUUUCGAAGGUGGCCAUCCGUCCAUGCGCCAGUCUCUCUUUGAUGGUGUGGGCAUGGCCAGUGCUCCGCAGCGUGCCAUGGCUACGACAUACGACAACGCUGGGCCGUUCAGCGACUACCACACGGUUCAGCGAACGUCACCUCCUGAAGAUGGUCUUGCUUACGACGAAGAUCGCUCCGCCUCGCCUUACCCCUCCGUGGACACGAGCCCGUCUAUGUAUCUCGCCGAUCUGCCCCAGUUCGAUGGCCCCGUCGAGACCGCAGAGAGCGAAGAGAACAUCCCGCCUUCACAGCGUAGGUCCUCUUCGCCCGUCGAGGCUCCUGUCCUGCGCGAGAACCCGCCACCGCGCCCACCGCGCCUCAUGCGUCCGCCCUCACGCGACACGGCUAUGCGCGCCAGCUUCGCCGACUCCGACGCCACGGAACCCGCGUCGCCAUCGAGCCCGCGCGCUCCCCCCAACGUCGUCUUCCGCCCACCGAUGGCCCCCGCGCAGCUCCGCAACACCUACGUGGACGAACCCAAACGAACACUGUCCCGCCUCUCUGAGGAGUACCGCCCGCUGACCCCGCCGACAUCGAUUUCCGAGCGCUCGUUCGCGGACCCCGACCCGUUCUCAGACGCCGCAGCUGCCGUGCACGUUCCGCCGAGUGCGGCUGCCGUCCCUGCGAAACGGAUGCUAAUCGACAUCCGGCCCGUGAACGCGGUUUGA